Molecule: messenger RNA, 1362 nt
Organism: Gastrolobium bilobum
Lineage: Eukaryota; Viridiplantae; Streptophyta; Magnoliopsida; Fabales; Fabaceae
Exons: 3
Coding region: 1-1362 (453 amino acids)
Source: RefSeq, a predicted model, not a curated record
AUGUGGGCAAGGGAGGGACAAGUAUUUAUCACUGAUGUGGAGAAUGGCUAUUUCCUAGUUUGUUUCUCAUGCCAGAAGGAUUUGGAACAUGCUUUAACUGUUGGUCCUUGGGUAAUCUUAGAUCAUUAUCUGACGAUUCGAUCUUGGGAACCAGAUUUUAACCCUUUUCAAGCAGUUAUAGCUCGAAUUACAGCUUGGGUGAGGCUUCCGGGAUUUCCAAUUGAGUAUGCAAACACAGAACUAAUUAAGGGGAUUGGUAAUUGGUUGGGUAAAUUUAUCAAGGUUGAUGCAGCUACAACUUCCUUGGCUAGAGGUAGAUUUGCUCGCAUAUGUGUUGAAUUAGAUCUUACCAAGCCAUUGAGUGCUGAGUAUAAACUGGAGGGUAGACUGAAGCAGGUGAAGUAUGAAAGAUUACCAUUGGUGUGCUAUUCCUGUGGCCAAUAUGGGUAUAGAUCAGAGAUGUGCUCAAUUAAAAGCCCUACUGAAAAUGAUGAAUCAUCCCAAAGCAAAACUAGGGAGGAACAAGGAGGGAAAAUAGUCACAAGUAUGGCUACAAGCUACACAAAUGGAGAGAAUGCAAAGGAAAAUAAAUAUGGUCCUUGGAUGCUAGUGAAUAGGCAGAGGAGAUUCAACCGAAAUAGUGACUCCGCUCAAAAAGGGAAGAAGGAGAACCAAUUUUUCCACCAACCCACAGGGAGACAAUCAUCCAAAUUUACUGCUCUUGAAAAUGAUUCAAAUGGUGCAGAAGAUGAAAAAGAGGAGAAUUUGAGUGUGGAAAUUAAUGAUGAAGCAAGGGGAGCUAAAGAGGGACCCAGUGUAGAGAAGAGCUUGAAUAAAAAAGAAGCUAGAGUUACAAAAGAAAGGCAUAUUAACAAGGAAAAGACAUCUGCCAAUUCAAGUCAAGUUGAGAAUAAAGUGCACCAGAAGACCACAAAGACAGAUAAGGAAGAGUUUUAUCCCAAAGAGAUCCCUUCAAUCCAAAUCCUAUCGAGAAAAGAUAUUCCUCCCAACAAACUGAUGCAGAGCAAAACUAUUCAAAAAAUUGAAAUCCAGCAGGCACUAAGGCCACCUGAUCAGAAGCAAGAUGAUAUGGAGCAAGAUAAUCUUAUUCAGGAUAUGCAGACGCGAGAUGAAUUGGAUGGAGCUGUUGGGAAAGAGUUUAGUCGUGUGUUGAAAAAUCUAGUUAAGAAUUAUCAUAUUUGCAUGAUAAGUCUACUAGAACCUAGAGCCAAUAGUUCUUCUGGUUCAAAGAUCAUGAAAAAGUGUGGUUUUAAUAGUUGUUAUGUGGAAGAAGCUCAGGGGUUCUCUGGUGGAAUCUGGUUUAUGUGGGAUUCAAAUGAGUUUCUCAAUCUGAUCAAAUGA